Molecule: messenger RNA, 2330 nt
Organism: Drosophila takahashii
Lineage: Eukaryota; Metazoa; Arthropoda; Insecta; Diptera; Drosophilidae
Gene: Gal
Product: beta galactosidase
Biological process (GO): carbohydrate metabolic process
Cellular component (GO): vacuole
Molecular function (GO): beta-galactosidase activity
Source: RefSeq, a predicted model, not a curated record
AUCCAUUACCCUUACAUUGUGCUUCGGUCAGCACCAGCGAGCGGUUGUGCAUUAUUUUUCAUCUAUCCGAGUCGAGUGAGCUUUAAGCUUCUCCUGACGAUAAGUUUGUAGGCUUUCUGCACGCUCUUAAGUCAGGCCUCAAAAUGAGCAGCGGCUGUCGCUGCACUCGAAAGCUGACGAUGGCCGUAAGUGGUUGUGUAAUUAUCGCGGUGAUGGCCCUCACCGUUGGACUGUGUGUAGGUCUGAGCGGUGACAAUGAAGCCCUCGAGGACCAGACAAGAUUUUCGAUCGAUCACGAGGCCAACACCUUCAUCCUGGAUGGCAAGCCCUUCCGCUACGUCUCGGGAUCGUUUCACUAUUUCCGGGCUGUGCCCGAGUCCUGGCGAAGUCGGUUGCGCACGAUGCGAGCAUCUGGUCUGAAUGCUCUGGACACGUAUGUGGAAUGGUCGCUCCAUAAUCCCCAUGAUGGUGAAUACGACUUUGAGGGAAUCGCAAAUGAAGUCAAGUUCUUGGAAAUUGCGCAGGAAGAGGACUUUUAUAUCAUUCUCCGUCCCGGCCCCUACAUUUGUGCUGAGCGAGAUAAUGGUGGACUUCCCCACUGGCUGUUUGCCAAAUACCCGACAAUCAAAAUGCGGACUAACGACGCCAACUACAUCUCAGAGGUGGGCAAGUGGUAUGCGGAGUUGAUGCCACGCCUCCAACACCUGUUCGUGGGCAACGGCGGCAAGAUUAUUAUGGUGCAGGUUGAGAACGAGUACGGGGACUAUGCGUGCGAUCGCGAUUACCUCAACUGGCUCCGAGACGAGACGGAGAAGUACGUUUCCGGUAAGGCGCUGCUUUUUACGGUGGACAUCCCCAACGAGAAAAUGAGCUGCGGUAAAAUUGAGAACGUGUUUGCAACCACAGACUUUGGCAUUGAUCGCAUCCAAGAGAUUGACAAGAUUUGGGAAAUGCUGCGUGUCUUGCAGCCUACCGGCCCACUGGUUAACUCAGAAUUUUAUCCUGGCUGGCUAACCCAUUGGCAGGAGCAAAACCAAAGGCGUGAUGGUCAAGAAGUGGCCAAUGCGUUAAAGACAAUUCUCAGCUACAACGCCAGUGUCAACCUAUACAUGUUCUUUGGCGGCACCAACUUCGGAUUUACUGCCGGGGCCAAUUACAAUCUGGACGGAGGUAUCGGAUAUGCAGCGGACAUUACAAGUUACGACUACGAUGCGGUGAUGGACGAGGCCGGAGGAGUAACAACGAAGUAUGACCUUGUCAAGGAUGUAAUUGGUCAGUUCCUUCCGCUGCCCGAAAUCACGUUGAGUCCCGCCAAACGCCUCGCCUACGGAAAGGUGGAGUUGACACCCAAGUUGACGCUGCUUUCGGCGGAAGGACGGGCUGCACUCUCCAAAGGUGAUCCUGUAGAGUCGACCAAGCCAAAAACCUUCGAGGAAUUGGACUUGUACUCGGGCCUAGUUCUUUACGAAACAGAGCUCCCGAGCAUGGACCUGGACCCUGCUCUAUUAAAAAUAGAUCAGAUUAACGACCGAGCACUUGUAUUUGUAGACCAGGAACUUGUAGGAACACUCUCCCGGGAGGCUCAGAUCUACUCGCUGCCGCUCAGCAAAGGGUGGGGAAAAACUCUCCAGUUACUAGUGGAGAACCAAGGACGCGUUAACUUCUACAUCUCAAAUGACACAAAGGGCAUUUUCGGUGAUGUGAGUCUCCAGUUGCACAAUGGUGGGUACCUGCCCCUAGAAAACUGGCGGAGCACCGCUUUCCCGCUGGAGCAAUCAACCAUCGAACUCUGGCGUCGCAAUCACAGUCAGCAGAACAGUUUGGACUCUUUUCUAGCUAGGCAACGCAUUCUUCGCAACGGGCCUAUUCUCUACACUGGCAGUCUGACGGUGACAGAGGUGGCCGACACCUACCUUAACAUGGCCGGUUGGGGCAAGGGCGUGGCCUAUGUAAACGGAUUCAAUCUCGGACGCUACUGGCCCGUAGCUGGUCCACAGGUUACUUUGUAUGUGCCUAACGAAAUCCUCAAGGAAGGCGAAAACUCGCUGGUCAUCCUCGAGUACCAACGCGCCAAUAAGUCAGCGACAGGCGAUGACCUGCCGGCCGUGCAGUUUGACGCAUUGGCUCAGCUGGAUGGAGAGUCAGGAGAUGUUCCGCUCAAGUAGUGGAUUUAUCCGUCAAUUUGUAUUUGAUAUUUCUUUAUUCGAAGCAGUUUUGAUUGAUUUUUGUGUCAACAACCUUUGUUAAGCAUUAAUAUACAAAUGUAUGUAAAUCUAACUCUUAUCAUAUUUCUACAUAAAUAUUAGCUGAUGCUUGCUUGACUGACUCGA